AUGUCAAAUUGGGCUGAAAAUCCACAACACUAAAAGCAAUCUCUGAUGUCCUACAGCUUGCCAUAACUAUUGUUCCAAGAGUGCCACAACUAUUGCGUGAACUUUGCCGCUAUAAGAGUUGCUCAAAGCCAACCAGAAAUUGCCUGCCUUGCCAACUGCCAGGCCAAGACUUACAAAGCUUUCAACUUAUACAUGGAGGUGCAAACUAGAUUCGCUGCCAGCAAGUCAAUCAGAUCCUACGUUGACGUUUCCAACUUCACUGGCAUGGAGAUCGAGCACCAACACGAUACAUCAAGUCAGAUUCCUCACCUCAACGACGGCCAUGUCAAUAUGAGUGCUCAUGAAGAUUUCUUCAAUAAUGUCGAGGAAGCAACUGAGUCUAUCAAAAGAGAAGCACUGUAAUGA
Stylonychia lemnae is the source of this 405-nucleotide messenger RNA. The record is from the annotation of a GenBank genome assembly. Lineage: Eukaryota; Ciliophora; Spirotrichea; Sporadotrichida; Oxytrichidae.